Molecule: messenger RNA, 2250 nt
Organism: Plasmodium knowlesi strain H
Lineage: Eukaryota; Apicomplexa; Aconoidasida; Haemosporida; Plasmodiidae
Product: conserved Plasmodium protein, unknown function
Exons: 1
Coding region: 1-2250 (749 amino acids)
Source: RefSeq, a predicted model, not a curated record
AUGCUACAAUUUGACAUACCAACCUGGAAGGAGAAUUAUCACAGGGAAAAUUACCCCGACUACCACUCUGCCCUGUCAAGAAGGCCCCCCGACGGGAGGCAUAGUAGUAGCAAGCACAUAAAACCGCGCAUAUUAUCGAGCAUAUUAUCGUGCUCAUGCCCAUGUAAUUACUGUACAUACGUACAUUUUCGUGUAGCCCCUCCCUAUGAGCACACUAUGAUGCAGGCGGAAUACUAUCCGAAACAAAACAUAGUGUCCCUGAACAUCGAAUUUAGCAGCUGGGCCAAGGCGUUCCUGACCGACUUACGAACAUCAAAGAAUCUCCUCAGUUGCACCAAGGCGUCUAUCAUAAUUAAGAAAAAAAAGGAAAUUCGAAAUUUCUAUUUAUAUAAAAUUAAGCUGAGGCUACUAUAUGACAAUUCCUCCAAACGUCCUGGCGUUUCAGUUGAGGGAGAAAAGUUGAAGCAAAAGAAUUCACCCUUGGAUGAUUUCACAGACGGAAAUAACACCCCAUCUGACUCCCCCCUGCCACGUAGGAAGAGCAGCCUGUACAAUGCAUACACUAAUGUAGAGGGAGGAAAUAAAAGGAGUGUAAUUUAUAAUGAAGAGAAGGAGGUCAAAGCGAGUAGUGGAAAGGCAACAAGUUCUGCGAGAAAUGAUGGAAAGUGUCUGGUGAAUGGAGUUGAAUGGGAAGGCUUCAAUGGGAGAACACACUCCCCUCUGUAUACGAAACAGGAGGAUGAAGCUAAAAGUGGGACGGAGUACACACCGAUGAAUGUAGGACACCGAAGGGGAUACCACUCCAGUGAGAUAAAUAAUCAUACAAUGGAAAAUAUACAACAAAGGAGCGAAAAAAACUUUAGAGACAACCAUUUCGAUACAGACCACCUGUUGAGAAAAAAAAACAUUUUUUCGAAAGACUUUCCCAUCUUUGAAAGGGCCCAUUUGGCCAAGUAUCUAUUUUUGCCCUCCGCCUUGCCAGUACAAAGUGCCAAGAUCAAAUCCAUCCACUUUGUGCUAAAUGAAAGGCUGAACAUAUGCAUCCUCCUAGACCUAAUCAUAGGCAGAAAAAAAAACAACAUUGUCCAGUCCAGCAUAAAUAAAGAAUUACACGACAUGCUAAGGAUGCAGAAAAGUACCCUUCAGUGUAAAUCAUGCAAUGAAGACGUUAUCAUAUGUGGAGAUGUUAAUUUUAUUUUGCCAAACCUGUACUUAAAAACGGCAGAUUUUUUGGAGCACGCGUUUUGCGAAGAAUGUACCACCUUCUCCUUUGAUGGGUUAAAAAAUGUUGACCGAAAUAUUUUCCUCUUCCCCAAUUGUUUGUUUUUUCAUUUUAGCUUAGUAAAAGAGAGUCACCUAGCUGUUAAAGCAAAUUCUUUGGAUCAUUUUCGCUGUUUAAUUUUUUGUAAUUUUUGCUACAAUACCCUUGGAUAUUUAGAAAAUCAAAGAAAUCACACGUAUUCCUGCCACAAAAAUAAGAACAUGAGUGAUAAGCUUCAAGAUGUUUUUCUUGGUUCACUUCACGAGGUGCACCGAGGGAUGUACACACAACUGGACAAUACCACUAUGUUGAUGCGCCCUGGGGAUCUUCCAUAUAUACAAAGCAAAGCAGAUAGAGCAAAUUUGAUCCAUCAUUUGGACGUUGCCCCAAUGGAGAAAAAGCAGGCCGUGGAGGAAACGAACGAUGUACUCCUUUCAGAGGAAAAUUUCCAUGGGGAGAGAAAGCACACGGAGAAGAAGGACACCCCGAAGAACAGUAACGAAGGUCUCAGAUUAGACCACAGUGGAGGAAAUCUCAACCCAUGCGGGGAGAUAACGCCCAAGCUGUACCUCCUUAAGCACAAAAUAAAAAUGACAUUAAAUGGGGGAAAUAUCUUCAAAAAUUACAAUCAUGUACUUUUUCUAAAUGAAUAUAUGCACUAUAAAUGUGAAAAAAAAAACACAACACUUUUUUAUUUAAGGAGUAACCAAAAAAGGAAAAUAAUCGAAGUGAGGAUAUUCAUAAGGACACUUUAUAUUUCUAAAAUUUUGGACAAGGUAAAAGAUCUUUCCAAUUUUUUAGGUGUCCAGAAAGUGAUGAAAAUAUUCUUUUGCAUAAAAGAGGAAUCCAAAUUGAAGCUUCCUAAUUCGGAAACUAUUGAACUUUCGAGGGAACUAUACGAGGAUAUUUUAAAAAUGCUGGUCGCGUAUUCCUUUAGAGGUUGUGCCCCCGGAGCAAAGCUGUGCUCAUAUCUGCACCUGGUCCAUUAG